AUGCAGACUUCCGUUUUCUGCCUGGUUUUAUCUACCUUUCUAAAUAUAUUGCUACUUUUCUUAUUGACUAAAACCAAGAAACAAAUUGGAAGCUAUCGAUAUUUUUUGACUCUAUACAGUUGUUUUCUGAUGUCGUUUAAUUUUCUAGAUUUUCUAAUGUUCCCAGCGGUUCAUAUUUACAAAAAUGGAUUUAUAUAUUUUGCAACUAGUAACCUGAGAUAUCGUCCAUUCGGCAUAAUUCUAGCGGGGCUGCAAUCCUGGAGUCAAGGACUUUAUAUGACCCUUCUCUCGAUUAACUUUGUUUAUCGAUACAGUAUCAUUCAUAAUUAUGGAUGCGGGAUGUACUGGUACAUUUGGCCUAUUGUUGCAGCUGGAUUAAUGUUUGUAUGGGGUUGUGCAGAUAUAUUUCUAGUAUUACCUUGCGACUUGUUUGAUUGGUAUUUCAGUGUUCUAGAGAAGUAUGGAAUCGAUAUUUUGGAGUCAGGCUACUAUGCCAUAACCUAUUUUGUUGAAAAUGCCCAAACAGGAAAAGAGGAAUACUAUUGGCCAAGUAUAUUUCGCCUAGGAUUGUUUUUCGUUUUCCAGUCGAUUACUAGCUUUCUGAUCGAAACCUGCGGGUAUUCCCUUUACAAAAAGGUCAAAGACGCAAGCAAUUUUUCAUCUGGUGUCAUGGCUAAAGUGCAUAAAGAUUUGUUUUGGACUUUGGUUUUGCAGACAAUCACUCCCUGUCUGAUGGUUUAUGUUCCUGGAUUCAUUUUAGUGAUUGCACCAUUUCUAGACAUUGAUGUCAACAAAAUCAAGAUUGAAGAGAUUCAACCCUUGUCAAUUUCUAUUUUUCCGAUCAUUGACACCUGUAUUAUUCUCAUUUUUUUCCGAGGAUUUCGAGUUGCUUUUAUGAAACUUUUAUGGAAAACCCCAACGACUAUCUCGAACAGCGUUCGUCUACAGCAUAUAACUUGA
Molecule: messenger RNA, 960 nt
Organism: Caenorhabditis briggsae
Lineage: Eukaryota; Metazoa; Nematoda; Chromadorea; Rhabditida; Rhabditidae
Exons: 5
Coding region: 1-960 (319 amino acids)
Biological process (GO): G protein-coupled receptor signaling pathway; olfactory behavior
Molecular function (GO): G protein-coupled olfactory receptor activity
Source: RefSeq, a predicted model, not a curated record